Oryza sativa Japonica Group (Japanese rice) is the source of this 961-nucleotide messenger RNA. The record is from RefSeq and is a predicted model, not a curated record. NCBI's taxonomy places the organism in Eukaryota, Viridiplantae, Streptophyta, Magnoliopsida, Poales, Poaceae.
UUCACUGUAUUUUUGUCCAACAAUUCCAUGACAUGAAGCUCUCCACUGUCCUGUGUUGUUACCUUCUUCUCCUUGGUCUCUUUGCUCCAGAAAUCAUAUCAGAUAGCCCUCCUCUUCAGGAUGUAUGCCCUAUGGCACCCCAGGGUGAGAGGAAACUCUUCAUGAAUGGUUUCUUCUGCAAGAGCCCAAGCACCAUAAUGGCCUCUGAUUUCAAGACAUUGCUGCUCAACCAUGCCGGGGACCUGGACAACAUGGUCCGGUCAUCGGCGAACAUCAUCACCGCCACCGAGUUCCCUGGCCUGAACACCCUUGGCAUUUCAAUGGCGCGGACCGACAUCGCGGUCAGCGGGGCGGUGCUUCCCCAUUCCCACCCAAGAGCUUCAGAGAUGAUGUUUGUUCACAGUGGAAGUGUGGUGGCAGGCUUCUUUGACACCAAGGGGAAGCUGUUUCAGAAGACCCUUGCUGAGGGGGAUGUCUUCAUCUUCCCCAGAGGUCUGGUCCAUUUCAUCAUGAACUAUGGUUUUGGCCUUGCGACAACUUUUUCGGUACUCAACAGUCAGAACCCUGGUGUUGUUGGGAUCACCCAUGCGAUGUUUGCGCCAGAUUCAGAGGUAGCUGAAGGGCUGAUGGCCAGGAUGUUGAGUUUCAGAGAUAUGGGAAUGGAUGACAGUAGUAGUGUUGAUUCACCAUGGUUUUACUGAUCAUAUUGGGUUAUUCAAUAUAGUAGUAGAUACAACAUGGAUGAAAUUGCUAGAUGGAUGAUGUUUUCUAGUUUCUAUCUGACGAUUUCAGUCAGUUUGGUGUAUAACAGUGUUUGUACUAUGUGAUGCAGUUGAUUCAUUUCUCUAGCUGUUGUGGUCCUGAGUAUGAAAGAUCAGCAUCUCACCACACAAGGAUUAAGACCAAAAUUUUUUAUAUAUUAUCCCCCUACAGGUGGCUAAAACAUAGAUCUUAUGCCUUA